AUGAAACGACAUAUAAGCACCAUACUUGAUCGACCACCAUCACCAAACGCUAUUGGUAUUGAUGCUCGCUCUAUCAAUGAACAAGUUCUUACGGAGACUGGAAUUGGUCAUCAAAAUAGUCGAAAUUUGAAUGAAAAAUCGGGGAAAGAUGACAUUAGUAGCAUAUCUUCCACUGAAAACUUCCAUGCUCUGACGUGUUCGAUUCCUGUUCAACCGUUGGAGUCUACUUAUCGACCAUCACGAGAUAAAGAUCAUGAAAAUUAUCCUCAUUAUACUAAUAAAAGACAAAUGGUAAUUCACUGA
Molecule: messenger RNA, 303 nt
Organism: Ambispora gerdemannii
Lineage: Eukaryota; Fungi; Glomeromycota; Glomeromycetes; Archaeosporales; Ambisporaceae
Source: the annotation of a GenBank genome assembly